ACAGUCAUUCAUUACAAUAAAAAAUGUUGUCGUAGUAGGGAUUCCUGACUGAAAGCAUAAGAAUAGCCUACAAUCGAUCGUUUGGAAAUACAACUGUCAAUCAAGAAGUCACGCCUCCUAUUCACCUGUUCACUGCGAAUUCAGACAACAACAAAAAAAACAUUCGCACUAGAGACGAGAGACAUUCAGAUUGUUAAGAUGUUUCUUUUAUGUCGGUUUGUAUUCAGUUUAAUUUUGUCAGUCAUUUUUGCUCUCAGGCAUGUCAAGGGAAACUCGGGAUAUGCUGUUCAGUGGUUCUUUGAAUUGAGCAACUGUAGCUCAUUGGGCUCACUCCAGGGUCAAAAAACGGAGCUUCCAUUAUGUUCUAAGCUGUGUUUCAGUGAAGGAUGCUUCUCCUCUGAGUAUGUCCCUUCUGGGAAUGAGACGGGCUGGUUGGCAGUGCACAGCAGCAGAAGGCCUUCUGUUCAUGAUGCCACUGUAGUUGCUUUGACUGACAGGGUGCAGAUUGGGAAGCCCCUCCUCCUGGAAGUCUCAGGCAUACUAAAUCUGAGCAAAGAAAACUUUUCUAUGGUUUUCAUUACAUUUAGUGGGAACUCUGGUCCUCAGGGUCUGCAUAAUAUAUCUGUUAUGGGCAACGGAUACCUCACCUGCUACAUAGAUGCGAUAUUACAUGCUGCUGGAUUGUACCAUUUAAAUGUGACCGUGACGAACAGUAUCUACACUCAUUCUGCCAGCUGGAAGAUUAGAGCGUGUCCCUUUGGGACUGAGUACUUGAAUCUCAUGUUGUCCAAGAGAGAUCAGGAUAUCCCAUCUUGUGCCCCUCUGCCCACAGAUGCAGAGGACAAGCGGCAGGGUCACACGCGAGCUGUUUGGAUCUUUUCUGAUAAACGGGCAUAUGCAACAGAGACAGACAUUAAAUUUGUAGCAGUAACAGAGGAGCCUGAUCCUCUAUACAUUCAUUGGAAAUUUGGGGAUGCACCAGAAAUAAAAACAACAUCCAGAAUCUACAAAAAGAGAUAUCGCUUACCAGACAAAUACAAUGUCACUGUCAGUGUGUGUGAUGGUCUCGCAUCCAUCAGCUCAGAUGUUUAUCCGCUCGUGAUUCAGAGAGCUGUGCAGCCCAACAGGCUUCUGUAUAGUCCCUCAGUUUUAUCACACAGCUCUGUGAACGUCACCUGCCGGAUCAGCGCAGGAACUGAUGUCUCGUAUAUCUGGAAUUUUGGAGAUGGAACAGAGCGAGAUGGAUCAAGCACUGAGCAUCAUGUCUAUAACAGAACUGGAGAAUACAUAAUAGAAGUUAUUAUAUCCAACCUGGUGAGCUCAGCCUCUUUAACAGGGCACAUCUUUGUCGUUGAAGAAUUAUGUCAGCCUCCUCCAGUGAAAAAUAUGGGCCCAAAUAAAAUACAGGUGUGGCGGUAUCAAACUGUCCAUCUUGCUGUGACGUUUGAGGCACAGAUUCAAUGUAAUGUUUCCAGAGGUCUGCUGUAUAGAUGGACUAUAUAUGACAUGAGCGGACAACGACUGCUGUUCCCACACAUAGACACGGGACGGCAGUAUAUUGAUCUUCCAAAAUACCUCCUUCAUUAUGGAACAUAUAAAGCUAUAGCAAAGGUCCAAGUAACCGGCAGUGUGGUGUACAGCAACUACAGUGUUUUAAUUGAAGUGGUGCGCAGUCAUCCUGUCAGUGUCCUCAGCGAAGCCACAAAUAUUUUCAUCAAUCGUCAGAGCGGCACCAUCAUUACUCUUGAUGGACGAAAAUCACAUGACCCAGAUUACCCUAAUAACACUAUAAGUUACAGCUGGUCAUGCAGGCCAGUAAACACAGAAGAGAGCAGCUGUUUCAACAGGAACAUUGUGACCACUUCAGCAGUACUUACAUUUCCCGCUCUUUCCUUGAAAGCUGAUUUCGACCUGCUUAAAUUCACUCUCACUGUGCGCAGUGGCCAUCGCUCUUCAUCAUCUGAGAUGUUCAUCACUGUAACAUCAAAACAUGUCAGCAACAUUCAUAUGUCUUGUAAACAAGUCCGAGAAAAUUCCGUGAAUUGGAAUGAGCAGUUUUCUGUUUCUGCUCUCUGUGAUGCUUGUGGUUUCAAUGCAAAAAAUGUCACCUAUUACUGGAAACUUUACCUGGUUAAUUCCUCAAGCAAAGCUGUACCAGAAAUUCCGUUCUGCAGCAGUAUGGAUCUCGGUUUACCCUCCAGAAUACAGGAGAGCUUACAUUUCUCCCAGCCUGCUGUGACACCCUACACUCCAACCCAUUUUACUGAGCCUUCCCUUCCAGUAUCUCUGGCUCCUUAUCUUUUAUCAGAUGAUACUGACCUUACAGCCCCGGUUUCACAAGAUACUCUGACUUCAAUAAUACAUAAAAAACACCAUAAUAUUGGUGUACACACUCUAAUUGAAAGCCCCAGUACAAACACGCACCACCAUGCAGCAUUUCCGACUAUCGCAUCUUCACCCCCCCCUUUCCUUCCAUCCUUCCCCGGGGAAACAGAGUCGUCCGGGAGUCAGUGGCAGUAUCAGGGGUCUUUACCAGCCUCAGAUAAGGUGUCAUUGACAGAUAUGACCUCAGAUUUUCAUACUGAGGACAUGAUUUACACAGACGCUUAUCAGGAGUCAAUAUCAGGCGAUCAUCUCUCCCUACCAGAGUAUGAUUACUAUAAUUAUGGAAUUGAAGAGGCUGAUCCUGGUGUUGGCAGACCUACAGGGACCAAUUCAGUGGGCUUUAGUUGGAAUGGAGUAUCAUUCCCUCACUCUUAUGACAAUGAGGGUGAUAAUCUGGUGGACCCCAGCCUGCUUGGCCCCGCGGUGUCUGAGAAGACCCUGCUAGAUCUGGACAGACAGCUCAUUCAGUCUUACACUCUCACAGGAUUGUCUUCUUCGGUUGUCACAUUUAAACCCUUCAUGCUUAAACCAAAGAGUCUUUAUUUGCUUGAAGUGUCUGCAAUUUCUGAGAAGCGGCUGCAAGGGAAAAGCCAGCUGUUCUUCCACACUCAAGCUGUUCCUGAGGGAAUGAGCUGCCAAGUGCAGCCCAACACAGGCUAUGAAAUUCACACUCAUUUCAGCAUCUUCUGCUCCUCUGGAAAAGAGGAUCUCUUAUAUGAAUACAGUUUUAGUGUGGGCAACGAUCCAAAGAAACUCCUUUACGAAGGCAGGGAUUUCCAACAUUACUUUAGUCUUCCUAGUGGAGAUCCUAAUGACGAUUACAAAGUCACAAUCUAUAUUGAAAUAAAGAACAGAUUUGGAGCAGCGACCAAACCAUGUCCUGUGAAAGUGACUGUUCUUCCAAGCUUUCAGAGAAACUCAUCCUCUCAGCUCAACCCUGAUCAAGAACUGUACAUGUAUGGAGUGGGUAACCUAACCGGUCUGAGUAAGAUCGGAAGCAACAGAGAAAUCAUCAACUACAUCUCUCUUAUGAUCGCGGUACUGAACCGCUUGAGUCUGGACCUGGAUUCCUCCGUCGAGCUUCUGACGCUCACACGCGCUUCCAUCAUUACAGCAGCCUGUCAGCUGUCCAUCACUGAUAAGGAAAUUUUAUUUGAAAUAAUUCACAGGCUUACUGAUUUGAUAAAAGUCUCCAGUCAAGUGACAUUUUACAGUGCCAAACAAGUAAUUCAGCAUGUUCACGACAUCUCAUCCCUCUCACAUGAGUCCAAGCCUCCAGCAGGCCAUAUUUUGGACUCUGGAAUGGUGAAAGCGCUGGUAUCGCUCCUGUCUGGUGUGUUGGAGGCUCCAGCGCUCUCUUCCAGACCAGGACACCAACUCACAAACAAAGUGCUUUACACCAUUACUGAUUUAGUACUGGAGUGUUUGCUGUCCAGCAAUGUCUUGCAGUGCAAUGUGAACACCACGUUCAUGGAAGUGUUAGCCUGGAAGGAUGAGCGGUCUCAUUCUGUGGUGCAAACAUUUGGCCUCACUGCGUUCCACCUCACUGAUUUUCUGGAGAUGCAAUUUCAGCAAUGGAGCAGAAACAGCCAGCACAAGCCCUGCGUCAUUACCUGGCUCGCAGUGUACAGGCAGAGCCCAUACCGCUGGUCCAGACACGUGCAGCUCAGUGGAGAGACAGCAGACAUUCGGCUCUACAACUGCACCACUAGGAAGGAAAUCAAAGUCCGACAUCUAUCCACACCAGUUACCAUUGAAUUUCAGAGGAAAGAGGAGACAAAUCAGAGUCGACACACACGGUUCACUCUUCUGCACGGUCAGGUGAACACUCAUCGGUUCAACAUCACGUCACAGACUCUUCAGAGAGCCUUUCAGAUCACUGUGCAGUUUAACAGGCCAGCUGAACGCCCCUUUCCCGUCCUGCUGCUGCUUAGGAUGUAUGAGCAGCCAACACCUAAUCUACACAACAAACAGAAAAUGUAUCACUGGAAAGGACAGACGGCUCACAUCUUCCUCCCUCAAUCCUAUUUGCAUGCUGCUGGUUCUGUGUACCUGAGGCUUCUCAAUGCAGACUAUAACAAAAGCCCUAGCAACAAGUACAUCGCCAGAGCUGUGAACUACACACUUCGCAUUGAGUCUGUGGAGUGUUUGUCCUGGGAUGGUGUGAAAGAGCAGAAGCCCAGUGGCUGUUUUUCUCAUGGUGGGGUUUCCACAGACAAGAUCCACUGCAGUUGCAACCACCUGGCAUCAUUUGCAGUAUCACAUGAGAACAUCAUAAGCAGCUACAACUCUGCAGAUGUUUCGCAGUUUAUCCACUCCAAAACCAACUUCAUACUGAUCAUUUUUUCAGUAAUAUUCCUGGCUCUCUAUGUGGUGGUGUUGGUCAUCUGUAGGAAGGCUGAUGUUUCCAUACAGAAAACUACAGGCUCAUUUCUGCUACCAGAAAACAAUCCCUCAGACCGGUUCCUCUACGCUGUCACCAUAGACACAGGAUUGAGAUCUAGAACCAGAAUGACAGCAAAGGUUCAUAUCAUUCUGUAUGGAGAUAAAGGUGUCUCUCAAACCAGGGAACUCAGCAGCUCUGACUCCAAACUCUUUACAUGCAACUCAAGGAAUACCUUUAUUCUGAGUUGCACAGAGAGUCUAGGUCGAGUAUGGAAGGUGCGUCUUUGGCAUGAUAAUGGAGGUUCAUCUCCCAGCUGGUAUCUGAGCCAUGUGGUGGUCAAAGACCUGGUGCAGGGGUCCUGCUGGUUCUUCCUGGGCCAGUGCUGGCUGGCAGUGGAUGAGGGAGAUGGAAGGGUGGAGAGGAGUUUAGUUGCUUCUGAAUGCAGCCUGACAUUUAAACAGUUCCUGUAUUUGAAACUCACAGAAUACCUGGAGGACUUUCACCCGUGGCUGUCUGUGUACAGUCGUCCGUCUUUUAGCUCUCACACACACACUCAGCGCUGGAGUGUGUGCCUGCUGCUCCUGCACUGCUACAUGUGUGUCAGCGCAGCGCUUGUAAAUCUUUUGGAAAAACAGUGUUUUGUAGAGAUGGGGCUUAUUGAUGUUUCGCCGGUUUCCAUGGUAACAGGCCUGUGCAGUGCUCUGGCUGUGCUGCCGGUGGGGGGUCUGGUGUCCCUGGUGUUUCGUGUCAGUAAGACCACAUCCAGUAGUGUGUCCGGAGAGCAGUAUAAGGUCAAGGUGCCUGAUGUCUACUCUGUAGAAGAUCACCAUGAUGCACUUCUGAUAAAUGACUAUGCAUCGUAUUUGUCCUGGAAUACGGUUUCCCAAUGGACUCAUGGAUCAUGGAAAACAGAUUACAAGGGUUGGAAAACCUCAGAUUCAGUGUCUGUGUCAAAACUGCAAGAGGAUCCUGAUGCCAUCUUAGAGAUUGUAGAAGACUCCAUGUCUGAUGUCAACAGCAGAUCACAUGACAAAUGCAAAUGGAAUACGUCUGAUCUGAAAUCUCACACCUCUGCAGGCGUCCUAGAGAACCGGCAGGUUUGUGGUGGUAGAAUCCAAAGUCUUCAGUCCUGGUGUUAUUAUGUGGGCUGGAGCCUGUGCUUGUCUCUUUCUGUUAUGUGCUUCAUCAUCACAGGAACUCUUGGAGUGAAGUUCAACAAAACACAAACUCUUCUUUGGGCUCAUUCUGUGUUCUUUUCUCUUGUCUGCUGUGGCUUUGUACUGCAUCCAGCAUUGAUACUCAUAACUGCUAUCACAGUGUCUCUGCUGCGUCGAAAGAAGCCAGACUGGUUCCACAGUCUAAGUGUAAAAGAGCCUGUCACUGAAUUAUUGAGACACAGGGACUUUGUUAGCAAAUACCAGCAGUCCCAUUUUGAAAAGGCGCUCGCUGCCCGUCAGAGAGCCAGGUAUUUGCGUCUGGUGCGGCCACCAAAUUCAAGAGAGCUGAAGUAUGUGAGAGGCCAGAUGAAGAAACAGACUCUCCUUCACAAAACCACAAGGAAUUUGACGUUUCACCUAAUCAUGCUAUUGACAAUUCUGUUCGUGACUUAUGGAAAGUCUGACAAUGACUACAAGUACCAUUUGAAUCAAGCUAUCAAAACUCAUUUCACAAAGAGUCCGCAAAAUUCAUUUCACUCCAUCAAAAAACAUGACGAUUGGUGGAACUGGACAACAACCGCUUUUCUUGAGAGAUUAUAUGACAGUGCCAUCUGCCGUGAUAAAAGAGUAGAAAAUGAAACAGGAGAUUUCAGCUGUCCUUUUUCUCUUAUUGGGAGUCCAGUUAUUAGAAAGAUCAAGAGCACAUAUAACUCAUCGUGCCAGAUCUUGAAUUUGUUGGGCAAGAACAAUAUUAAAUGCUCUAAUAACCAGUCUGUGGAAAAGAGACACUCACUUUGUGGGAAACUUGGGUGUUAUGAGGGAGAAAGUGUGAGUGUGAGCCUUGGAAAAACAAGGUCCAAAGCAAUCAAGUCAAUUAAAAAGCUUCUGGACACUGGCUGGAUGACUCCUUUCACCCAAAUUGUGAUGGUUCAGUUGAUCCUGUACAAUGGGCCCAGUAACCUCUUUACGGCAGUUACUGUACUAGUAGAGCAAACCUCAACAGGAGCUCUGAUGCCCUCAGCAAGCAUACAGUCCACUAGACUCUACCAUUUCCCAGCUGUCCUUGACUACAGUGUUAUGACCUGUGAGCUUCUUUUACUUUUAUUCAUCCUGCUUCAUAUGUAUCGGCAAAUAUAUGUUAUGACUCAAAGAGAAUGGCUUUACUGGAGAAACCUUUGGAGCUGGCUUGAGGUGACAGUGUUCAUCUGCAGUCUUUUGUGGUUUAUCUGCUCUGUGUACAUCUUUAUGCUAAAAACGGAGAUGAUUGAUUUCCUGCAGAAGGAGGAUUUUGAAUUACCUGUUGAUCUAAGCCCCGUCUUCUUUUGUGAGCAGCUUUCUCAAUCUCUCCUUGGCGUUGUGGUUAAUUUACUUCUACUGAAAUGUGUGUCCCUACUACGGCUAAACAAAGCAAUGGCAGCAGCUGUAUCUACUUGGAAGCUGAUCUUCUCCAACCUGCUUUGGUUACUGGCACCUGGUGUUGUCGCAAUGGCCCUCUCCAGUCUCUGCAACUUGAUCUUUCAUUCAUUCCCAUUUACCAGUAUCACUAGAUCUUCUCAUUUGCUCUUCACUCGUUUCUUUUGCAUGAGCCACUUUGGUGACAUUUACCUCCAAUCCCAAGUCCCAUCAACAAUUUAUUUUGGAGCUAUAUUCUGCACUAUGAUUCCAUUUAAUGCUACGGUAAUUGCCACUCUUACCUUUUUUGUGAAACAAACGAAGAAAACUAAAAAAAGAAAACAUUUACUGACUGUCUUUGAGCUGAUCUCUUAUGUCAAAGACAAGGCUUUACGCAUUAUUGGCAAAGCCAGUCACAAGUCAACUGACCAUCAUGUCCACGCUAAUAGGUUUUCCUUAGCAGAGUUUGAGGAUCUCAUGGAUGAACUGUUGUUUCAUCUCUGCAAUAUGUCAGACAGUCUCCACAACACCCUGCCAGCAAAAGAAAAUCUAUUCGAAACCCAGAGUAAUUUCUCUGUGCUGCUUUCUGGGCAUGUUUAUAGCUCAGACUCAGAGAGUGUAAUUUUUGAUGGACUGGAGAAGAAACACAUAGGAUGCCUGGAUAUCAGCAGUGCCUCAUAUAGAGAAAACACUCACAGAUCACCAUUUGAACACAGAACGUCUCAGUACAUACAAGACAGAGGAAGAACGCAGGAGGAGAGUUUUUCAAGAGGGCCGAGGGAUUUCAGAAACUGCCUCAAAGAUCCAAUCAGAGAGUCAGAAGAGACUGGACAGGCCCAAAUUCUUUCUUCAAGCAAGCAGACCCAUUGUGCACCAUCUGAAUGGAAGGACAAAGUGUACAUUAAAUCAUCAAUGCUGCCUGAUCCAAGCAGGUUGGCAGAUGAGCAUAGUUUUGCCAUCAAGACACAAAUCACGACUCAAAAGUUGAGAAGGCACACUCUUCUAACCUCAUCAACUUGCAAAGUGAACACGGGUCAUCAUACAGCACAUGGCAAGCGAGCUGGAGAGUCACAUGUGUUUAAUACAUCUUCCGUUGAGGGAAUGGACAAUUCUGUACAAGGGCAAACAAUUAUUCCAGGGUUCAUUGAACAGUAUAUGUAAUACAAGAAAAAAGAGCUGUUCAGUUUUACUGUUUCAUUCCAGAAUAGAAUUAGCAUUUUCAAGCCAUAUUCCAUCUGGUGUUGCUUUAAAAACCUAUAACGUUUGAUCUGAUAUCUCAAACGUGAUAUUUGAUUAGCACAAAGUUGUUAAAAUACUAAGAAGACAUGUCUUAACAUGCUUGACAAAUUGGACUGGUUUUUAAAUAUAGCAAUUUCAAAAUUCACAUUUGGGGUAUUAUUUGCGUUUGUGUGAAAAUUUAUGAGGGUGGCCCCUUCUGUUAUUUUGCAAUUAAAAAUGUAACAUUCCUU
Messenger RNA from Onychostoma macrolepis, 8789 nucleotides. RefSeq names its product polycystin-1-like protein 1. Gene Ontology annotation, cellular component: membrane. The coding region runs from base 199 to 8481 and encodes 2760 amino acids. Gene Ontology annotation, biological process: detection of mechanical stimulus. Gene Ontology annotation, molecular function: protein binding; calcium channel activity. The record is from RefSeq and is a predicted model, not a curated record. The transcript is spliced from 54 exons. Lineage: Eukaryota; Metazoa; Chordata; Actinopteri; Cypriniformes; Cyprinidae.